Nanorana parkeri is the source of this 2975-nucleotide messenger RNA. It is a transcript of the gene SNX33, whose product is annotated as sorting nexin 33. Gene Ontology annotation, biological process: endosomal transport; cleavage furrow formation; mitotic cell cycle. The coding region runs from base 743 to 2392 and encodes 549 amino acids. The record is from RefSeq and is a predicted model, not a curated record. Gene Ontology annotation, cellular component: plasma membrane; cytoplasmic vesicle. Lineage: Eukaryota; Metazoa; Chordata; Amphibia; Anura; Dicroglossidae. Gene Ontology annotation, molecular function: phosphatidylinositol binding; protein binding. The transcript is spliced from 4 exons.
CAUAACACAGGGGUAAGAAGACACAGAGGGGGCUAUUGUGGCUUUCCUAAGAUCCCCAAAAGAUCUAUUAUCCUUAAAAGAGAUCUCCCAUCCCCCUUGGCUGCAGGCUUGGUGUUGUCACACCCUCUGUCCACCUCCAGGCAGAAGGUAACACAUCCCUGUGUGCAGAGAAGGAACUCGCUGCAACAUGUAGCAACUGCUCAUCUGCUCAGAGAAAUUCUUUUUAUUCCACCUCCUACUCUCUAUUUGUGAAUUCACUGGAUCCCAGUCCUUUCCUGCACUGAUGAUCGCCUAAAAGUGAUGUGAAAUCCCACUGCACUGUUUCUCCCGAUGGCACAUGGAUGUCCCUUCUCUGCCUUGGCUUUUUUUUUUCUCCCUACAAACGGAAAUAGCUUUUUUUUUUUUUUUUUUAAGGAUUGGAUUCCUGGGGCUCUGACUUCUUACAUCACAGGGGAAGUUUGACAUGUUUUUAUCUGUAAUCAGCAUAGUGGGGUUUUUACUUGUUUCCUGUGCAUCUUGAUCCUUUUCCAGCUGCAGCAGAACUUUGAAUGCCUCUGGAUACUCAGAAGUGCAAAUUUGAGUUUUACAUUUGGAAGUUGAUUUAUCUUUACACAGCGAUGUAGAAAAAUGUGAACUCUGGGACAGACUUGGGCAAAAUAAUCGGAAUAUUGGCACCGUGCACAGUCAGCGUUGAAUCUUCAGGCGGAUCACUGCCGGGGAUUUUGCUCCAGUCUUUUUCAUCAUGGCACUGAAAGCUCGAGCUCUGUACAGCUUCCAGAGUGAGAACAAAGAAGAAAUAGACAUCCUGGAGAAUGAGGAGCUACGUCUGUUAAGUGAGGUUUCGCUGGAUGGGUGGCUUCAGGGCACAAAUACCCGUGGUGAGACUGGGCUGUUUCCAGCAUCAUAUGUUGAAAUCAUUCAACCACCCCGUUCUGGAUCUGUACAAGUAGACUACCCAGCACACCAUCAAAGUUAUCCAGAUACUACACAUCAUGGGAGCUACGAUGAUGAUGAGGAGGAUGAUGAUGACUGGGAUGAAUGGGAUGAUGGACAGUCUGUUGCAGAAGAACCAAGUGGUCCAAAUGGUGUCCCAUACAAUCAGCCACCACACCACCAUAACCCAAGACCUGAAUAUACCCACCGACCACGGCCACAACUGGAACGCCAGGACAGUGUGGCAGGUGCAAAAAGGGGCAGUGUUGUGGGGAGGAACUUAAACAGGUUCUCUAGCUUUGUAAGGUCAGGCGUUGAGGCCUUUAUACUUGGUGAUGUGCCACAGAUGGGCAGAGUGCCUGAAACUCAUCUUAUUGAAAUGGGACCUAUGGGUCCGCAGUGGCGGGAAGAUCGUAAUGCAUUCAGUUGCUCUGUGGAGGAACCCACCAAACAGACAAAGUUCAAAGGAAUUAAGAGUUACAUUUCCUACAGGAUUACACCAGGGCACACCAACUCUCCAGUUUACCGAAGAUACAAGCAUUUUGACUGGUUAUACAACCGGCUUCUGCACAAGUUUACAGUAAUCUCUAUUCCACACUUGCCCGAAAAGCAAGCUACAGGACGUUUUGAAGAAGACUUCAUCCAAAAACGUAAACGCCGUUUGAUCCUGUGGAUGGAUCACAUGACCAGUCACCCUGUCCUUUCCCAGUAUGAUGGUUUUCAGCACUUCUUAACCUGUCGGGAUGAGAAACAAUGGAAGGCGGGCAAACGGCGUGCUGAGAAAGACGAGAUGGUGGGUGCCAGCUUCCUACUGACUCUGCAGAUGCCUACUGAACACCAGGACCUGCAGGAUGUGGAAGAACGUGUGGAUGCCUUCAAAGCCUUCUCAAAAAAGAUGGACGAGAGCGUUCUACAGUUAAGCGGUGUGGUCUCUGAACUGGCACGUAAACACAUGGGUGGCUUUCGUAAGGAGUUUCAGAGGCUUGGAAAUGCUCUUCAGGGUCUUAGUCAUUCCUUCCAGCUAGACCCGCCGUAUGGUACAGAACCACUUGUUGGUGCUAUCGCUCACACAGGGCAAACUUAUGAAAAGGUCGGGGAGAUGUUUGCUGAGCAACCCAAGAACGAUCAGUUUCGAUUUCUCGAUACCCUGUCUCUGUACCAAGGAUUGCUGUCUAACUUUCCAGACAUCAUCCACCUACAGAAAGGAGCAUUUGCUAAGGUGAAGGACAGCCAACGAAUGAGCGACGAAGGGAAAAUGGAGCAGGAAGAAGCGGAUGGAAUCCGGAAGAGGUGCCGCGUAGUGGGAUUUGCUUUGCAAGCAGAGAUUAAUCACUUUCACCAGAGGAGAUUGCUAGACUUCAAGCAGACAAUCCAGCAUUAUAUAAAGGAACAGAUUGUCUUUUAUCAGAGAGUCGGCCAGGAGUUAGAGAAGACUUUACAGUUGUAUGAAAACAUGUGACACCGUCUCCUAUUUUUGGGUAUUUGCCUUGGGUUUAAUUUUAGCCAACAACCGGUUUGGCAUUGUUCAGCGGAUACAUUCCUGAUAACAAACGCCAUCUUUUUUUAUUACCGUGUACACACCCUGGUGCCUUUUACAAUGAAUGGGACUAACUAAAAUUGAUGGAAUAUAGUGGAUAUCUUUUACGUUUUGAAAGACUGAGAAAAACUUUUUAAAUAAAUGUGAUUAUUAGCAGGUGUUAAUAUUGCUAAAUAUAUAUGUUUGACAAGGUGCUGCUGUUUAUGUAAAAGAGCAAAAAUAAAUCAAAGCUUUAUCCUAUAUUUCUAGAGGUCAACUAUUUACCAUGGAGGAUAUAAGGGAUUACUGACAAACUGUUAGGAUCUUACUUGUAGUUACAACGUCAUUGGGAAUGAAGUGUAAUCAUCACUUACCGCCAUUUUGUGAGGUAAAAUAGCAUUCAGCUACAAUCAUUUCACAUGACUAGAACCUGAGGACCUCCUGUAUAAAAACUGGAUUGAAGGAUGGUGAAGGAGUUGCCCAUAGCAAACAGUCGUUCUGGCUGUACGUUUUCUAAUGCAGGUUA